CGCGCUCCCGCGGGGCGGGCUUCUCGGGGGCGGCGCCGCAGGGACGCAGUGCUAGACGGAGCCUGCUUUGCCGCAGCUUUUCUCCUGGACGCCUGGGCUGAGGACACGAUGUCGGGCUCCUCCCGCCGACUGCUCUGGGCCGCCACCUGCCUCGCCGUGCUCUGCGUCUCGGCCGCGCAGCACAACAUCACCACCCUGGCUCCCAACGUGACCGAGGCGCCGACCACGACCAGCAAAGUGGUCCCGACGACGCUCAUGCCCACCGUGCUGCCAGAAACCUGUGCGAGCUUCAACAGCUGUGUUUCCUGUGUUAAUGCCACCGUUACUAAUAAUAUUACCUGCUUUUGGUUACAUUGCCAAGAAGCAAAUAAGACCUAUUGUGCAAAUGAACCGUUAAGUAAUUGUUCCCAGGUGAACCGCACUGACUCCUGUUCUGGAGGUCCUCCUCCCACUCCAGUGCCAACCAAUUCUACAGCUAAGCCCACAACUCGGCCUUCCUCUCCUACACCUACUCCCUCAGUUGUCACAUCAGCAGGCACAGCAAAUACCACUCUGACUCCAACCUCCCAGCCCGAGCGAAAGUCUACCUUUGAUGCAGCCAGCUUCAUUGGAGGAAUCGUCCUUGUCUUGGGUGUGCAGGCUGUAAUUUUCUUUCUCUAUAAAUUCUGCAAAUCUAAAGAACGAAAUUACCAUACUCUGUAAACAGACCCAUUAAAUUAAUGUGGACUGGCAGUUAACUUGUGUAACUCACUGAAACCAAAAUAUUGAAGAAGUCCCACAUGGAAGACGCUGUUCCAGGAUCUUUACCUUUCCAAAGGAUGCAUACAGGAUAUUUUGGAGCAUCAUCCUCGAAGAAAAGUCAGUUAAACCAUUUUGUUCAUCAGGAAUAUUUAAAAUAUUCUGCAUGAAUCCGUGUGGCUGUCGUCUUUGUUUACCAUGGCUGCUGCUGUGGGGCUGUUCUUUCCUCUGACAUGCCAAAUGUAACUUCUGUAAGUGAUGGAAAGUGCUGUGCUGUGCAGGCAGCUUCUGACUGCAGUUGAAAUGUGGUCCCCUAGAAUCCUAAAGGCUGUUAUUCUCAUCCUAAUUCCAGGUGUAACUUGGUGGCCAGAAUUGAGAAGAGUGCCAAAUGACCACCCGUCAGGCAGGUUGAGGGCCAUCACUUCAAACAUAGAUUAAAUUUGUUUAGCACUAAACUAUCCCUAGAGUAAAGUUUUAUGCUUGACAGGUUGUAUUUUAUAUAUUAGAAAUAAGAUGCCACACAGGGCAUUCCAGAUUUAGAUUAAAGAAAGGAUACACAGACAUUAAUCUGCAACAGGUCUUGUUCAUACUCAUAAAGUGUACCGUAUUAAGAAAUCAGAACAGUGCCUUAAGACAGACUGAGACGUCGUGAAAAAUGUGUUCACACUGUGGGAGGCAAAGCUUGGUCUGAGAAUGUAACUGUUGGUGUGAGCAGCAGAAACCUGCUUAUAGAUAACAUACUGUUAAUAUUUCAUUAAAAGCAUUGUUUUUUCUAGAGCUGAGAAAUAGAAGCUAAAGAAUAAUUAGAGCUGAAAGGCUUCCUUAUAUCAAACCAUCUAACAUUUUUCUUAGGGCUGUUAACUAGACAUAAAAUUGAUUUAUCUUUCUCUCUGUACACAAAGUAUCCAAAUAUUAUACCUUAAGGAUUCCUACCAGGUUUUCUUGAAAAGUGGCUUUUACAUGAGGCAAGAAGGAAGUAGUUGUAGAUAGAAUCAUUUUCUAGUUCUUUAAAUGAGACAAUCACUUUGUUUUCUAAUAGAUGUGACCUGUGUAACUUAAAAAAUCUGAGGGUUUGAAAGAGGUUGCUCUAGAUUUCCAAUGAUGAUACCCUGGCUGAAUAGGCUUUUCUCUUUCUUGGGCCUUUACUUCUUUUCUUCCUCCUUGGUUUCAGCUCCCGUGUGCUAUCAUAAUCAUGCAGACUUUUACUUCAGUUGCUUCUGAAAAGCACUAAGUUUUCAGUUUUGGAGUUACUUCUCCCUUGCCUCUGACGCACUGCACUCGUCUAGAGGCUGUAAUUGGAAAUAGGCUUUUGGUUUCCUGUGUCAUUCAAGUUUUGGGGCUUUCAUUUGGUUACAGAGUUCAGCGCUUGAUUCCCAGGGUUUAUAUACGAAGCAGCAGCUUGAUGUGGGUUGGUUCAUAAAGUGAAACUAAUGAAGUUUCUCUCUGUCAUUUGCUGGUACAGCUAGUUUGUUUCACUUGCACAUUUGUACAUAUAUCUAAUGUUUUCAAGUGCCUUACUUGUUUAAACUCUGACUUCAAAGGUUUUUGGGGAAAGAUAGGUUUACCUCACAGUUAUGUUUCCAUUGUAAUUUCUAGGUUCCUCACAAAAAUCUAUUUCAGUGCUGUAGCUGUUAGUUUUAAAUGAGUGCUAAAGUUCUUUUAAAAGUACACAGAAUUUCCAUUCCUUACAAAGGUGGCAAAAUUGGUUUGUCAUUUACCUCCAUGUGACUCCUUGCCCCAUAUAAAUGUCAGCAUAUGUAGCAAGUUUUCUAAGAAUGUAACUUAAUUUGAAGCUCCUGAAAUUUUGAGCACUGCUCUAACAUUGUGUAGGAAGUUAGUGACACUUUGCAAGUCUCUACAAAAGCUCUUGCCACAGAAUUCACAGCUGCCCUGACUCUUCACCAUCUUUCUUUAGCAAGGUAUUUUGAGCCAUUAAUGAUUUUGGGUUUUUUAAUCCAGAAGGUAUAUAAAAGCCUUUUCAGAGUUUUCAUCUGAUUUGUCCCGAGGAUCUAGUUCUAUCAAAUACCUUAUUUUACCUUUGCCAUACUUGCUGCACAAGCAGACACUGCUGGACUUAGAAGUUUCUAUUUGAGUUCCUUAAACUACAAAACUAAUAUGUAUGUGUACCAAACUGAUUUAAAAUAAAUGUUUAUUAGUCUCUUGAUCAAAAGUGUCAUAUUUUGAUUAUGAAACUAACAUUGUGUUUGCCUUACCUGUCCAUUUGAGGCUGGGUUGUCCAUUGUUUCUUUUAUUCCUGUAGACUGGGAUAUAGAUGGGAACUAAUGGCUGUGAAUUAGUGGAGAACAGAACCAUGGGAACGAUGAUGGUUGGGCUGAUGGAAGGGGCACGCGUCUAGCUCAUAUUAACCAAGAGAGAGAGUGAGUGAGAGUGUGUCACAAGACUACUUUUGUGGAGCCUGUGGUUCUUUCAACUUUGUGGGUCCCAAGGAUUGAACACAGGUUGUUGGACAAGUACCCUUUUCCACUGAGCCAUCUUGCCAGCUACAUCCUACCCUUUAGUUCAGAGUCCAUAUGGAGUAAAACUUUGCUUCCGAUUAGCGUGUCAUGUGCUGCUGGGAAGUCUGCUUCUGCUGGACAAUGUGCAGGAACAUCAUCUAUACUUGAUAACUUGUUCACUGCUCCUCUGCAAGUCUGGAUGAAAGGUUAGACUCACUGCUGUGCCUUAGAAUUGAGGCCUCUUGUUCCCUGUUAGCCUUAUCAUUUGGCAAUUACAUAAAACUAUAGCAGGCUUCCUAAAACAUUGACAAGGUUAUUGAGUAAAUAGUAGAGGGUGAGAUAGGUUUUGUGUGUUCUCCCCAUUCUGUGUACUUGCUGUAGAUAGCCCUUGGGUACUUGUUUUUCAAAGGGUAUGUAUUGGCACUUUCUAAUUCACUAGUGUUUGGUUUUUUGUUAGUGUGUCUGUUGGUAAAUCCAGCUCUUGUAUAUCUUGCCUCCUGACUUCAAUUGUAUUUUGUUUUCAGUGCAAAAACCAUUGUAUUCAUGAUACAUCACUGGGAGUAAAUCACUUUUUUUUAAAA
Molecule: messenger RNA, 3775 nt
Organism: Mus caroli (Ryukyu mouse)
Lineage: Eukaryota; Metazoa; Chordata; Mammalia; Rodentia; Muridae
Gene: Cd164
Product: CD164 molecule
Cellular component (GO): lysosome; endosome
Source: RefSeq, a predicted model, not a curated record